Molecule: messenger RNA, 1334 nt
Organism: Sorghum bicolor (sorghum)
Lineage: Eukaryota; Viridiplantae; Streptophyta; Magnoliopsida; Poales; Poaceae
Product: tobamovirus multiplication protein 3
Exons: 8
Coding region: 183-1040 (285 amino acids)
Source: RefSeq, a predicted model, not a curated record
UCCUCUGUUAGAGCGACGAAAGCGACACGACCCGGCCGUAUAAAUCCACGCCGUCCGUCGCCGCCGGAUCCCGCGAGCACAGCACACCCCACGAGUUUCCUGUCGAAGAGAGGACGACGCCUUUUGGCGUCGUCCUGUCCUUUUCUUUUCGAAAGGGUCCCUCUGCUGCGCGCCGAGCGGCGAUGGCGGCGGCGCCGGCGCCCCUGCCGGCGGCCGUCGCAGAUUGGUGGGAGCGCGUGAACGGCUCGCCGGCGUGGCAGGACGGGAUCUUCUGCGCCCUCGCCGUGCUCUACGGCGUCAUCGCCGCCGCCUCAUUCAUCCAAGUUGCCAGGAUACAGCGCAGAGUUCCUGAAUAUGGAUGGACAACCCAAAAGGUCUUCCAGUUCCUGAAUUUCGUGGUCAAUGGGGCCAGGUGCUCUAUCUUUGCUUUCCGUCGCCAAGUGCAACAAGUGAACCCUCCGAUCUUUCAGCAUGUUAUUCUUGACCUUCCUGGGCUUGCAUUCUUCACUACCUAUGCGCUGUUAGCACUUUUCUGGGCUGAGAUACUUUACCAAGCACGUGGACUAAUGACUGAUCGACUUCGAUCAGGUUUCUACAUCAUUAAUUGUGUUGUUUAUGCAUUGCAGGGUUUUCUAUGGCUGUGUCUCUGGUGGAAUCCAAAUCAUUCUGUGCUAGUCAUUUCUAAGUUAUUCAUUGCAGGUCUUUCCUUUUUCACUGCCUUGGGUUUUCUGCUGUAUGGAGGAAGGCUCUUCAUCAUGCUGAAAUAUUUUCCUAUUGAGUCAAAAGGGAAGCAACAAAAGCUGAGAGAGGUCGGCAGAGUUGCCAGCAUAUGUUUCUGCUGUUUCUUGGCACGAUGCAUAAUGAUGUGCUUCAAUGCAUUUAACGAAGAAGCUGACCUCGAUGUUCUUGACCAUCCAAUUCUAAAUUUCUUCUAUUACCUGCUUGUCGAAAUUAUCCCUUCAUCUCUUGUCCUGUACAUUCUGAGGAGGAUUCCUGCAAAACUUCGGCUAUCUCAGUAUCACCCCCUCAGCAGCAGCUAGAGACGAGGCAUUGCUAUCUUCUGAGCUGAAAAUGGUGACUGCUGUCAAGUUAUGCAAAAUCAACCGCAAGACCCUUUGUAUAACAUUUGUAUAGGUGGCCAUCCAAAAAUUUUCUGUAGCUUAGCUAUAUCUAACCCUGUUAGUUCAGUUUACUAAUUUAUGAAAUUUAGUGUUCCUUAGUGUUAUUGAAAUUGAGCAUAUUGAAGGAAAGCACUGCUGUAAAAUUUUAACUACAUGGAAGUUGAACAAGGUUUUCUGGAGAUGAGUUUAACAGCGAGUUACUCUUUGGAAUCA